Pangasianodon hypophthalmus (striped catfish) is the source of this 3942-nucleotide messenger RNA. RefSeq names its product pre-mRNA-processing factor 39. The transcript has 14 exons. Lineage: Eukaryota; Metazoa; Chordata; Actinopteri; Siluriformes; Pangasiidae. Gene Ontology annotation, cellular component: commitment complex; U1 snRNP; U2-type prespliceosome. The coding region runs from base 82 to 2208 and encodes 708 amino acids. Gene Ontology annotation, biological process: RNA processing; mRNA 5'-splice site recognition. The record is from RefSeq and is a predicted model, not a curated record. Gene Ontology annotation, molecular function: protein binding.
AACCAGUAAACAAAAGACCGGAAAGAGGGCUACGCAAACAGAGUUGUCGCACAUUAUUGACGUCAUUUGUUACCUCUAGUUAUGGCGGCUGAAGGCGCGGAAGCAUUCAGCGACAACGGGGAAUUCAUAAACCCGUCAGAGUGUGAAGCCCCCGAGGUCACUAACUUUCCCCAGCCAGAUUUAGGGGUAUCUGAAGACAUGGGAGGAACAGACAUGGCAGAUCCAUCAUUAGCCUACAGCGCCCCUCCAGUGACCGGAGAAGAGGAAGUGGAGGACCGAGAACUGCCAGUGGAUUUUGAAAGGCAGUGGAAACUGGUGAAUGACAACCCACAGGAUUUCAACAGCUGGACUGAAUUAUUACAGUACUGUGAACAAGAGGGUAAUUUGAGAGCAUCUCGUCAGGCCCUGAAUGCAUUCCUGGAGAGAUACCCGCUCUGCUACGGCUACUGGAAGAAGUUUGCAGAUUUGGAAAGGCGAGCAGGACACAACCACAAGGCUGAGGAGGUAUGUGUGCAAGGGCUGACAGUAAUUCCUCUCAGUGUGGAUCUGUGGAUACAUUACAUUAACCUCCUGCUUGGCACACUGAAUAUGAACCUGCCUGAGUCGACACAGCGCAUUCGCAGUGUGUUUGAGGGUGCUCUGGCUGCGGCAGGUUGGGACUGGCACUCAGACCGCCUGUGGGACCUGUACGCUGAGUGGGAGAAAGAACAGGGAGACCUGAGAGCCAUGACUGCAGUCUAUGAUCGUGUGAUGAAAGUGCCCACGCAGCUCUACAGCACCCACUAUGAAAAAUUAAAGGCUCACUUAACAUCAGGUCCUCUCCAGGAUGUCCUGAGCCCUGAAGAAUACGAGAAGGUGCAGGCUGAGUACAGGCAGAUUCAGAUUCAGGCUAAGAAAGAGGGAUCCGAUGCUACAGCUGGUGAGGAAGAGGAGAGGCCGCCUGGGGAGGACGAUCCCACAAAUGAUGGCAAAUAUUCGGAAGAGGCAGUGCAGAAAAUGCAGGAGAUGAUCUUGGCCAGCAGAGAGGAAAUGUAUCAGCAGAAUGAGGCCGAGGUCAGGAAGAGAUGGAACUACGAAGAUGCGAUUAAGAGACCGUAUUUCCAUGUGAAGCCUUUGGACCGGGCCCAGCUGAAAGCCUGGCACACAUACCUGGACUGGGAGAUGGCUGAAGCUGAGGCAGCACAUGCGGUCACUGAGGGGACGAGUGUGGAAGGUCAGGAGGGCUCAGAGGUCAAAGAGGGCAUCGCUGGCCAUAGGAGAGUGCAGAUUCUGUUUGAGCGCUGCCUCAUUGCCUGUGCACUCUAUGAGGAGUUCUGGGAUAAGUAUGUGCAUUAUCUAGAGCCACGCAGUCUGGAGGAGGCACGCAAUGUAUAUCGAAGAGCUUGUGAAAUCCACCUGCCGUACAAGCACAGUCUUCACUUGCAGUGGGCCAUGUUUGAGGAGAGACACGGUAAUAUCUCUGAGGCGCAGCGUAUACUAGAAGCUCUAGAGAGGGCUAUGCCUGGCCUGGCCAUGGUGCGGCUCCGGAGGGCGGGACUAGAGAGGAGGGUGGGUCGUCUGGAUAAGGCGGAGUCACUGCUAAAGGAGGCAGUUGAGGAGAAUAAAGACAAGCCGCAACUUCAUGCCUUUUACUCCAUCAAACUGGCCCGCUUUCUUCACAAAUUAGGCAAGAACCCAUCGCGGGCUCGCGCCGUGCUGCAAGAGGCCAUUGAGAUUAGUCCGGACAACAGUAAGCUCUACCUGAAUCUGCUGGACCUGGAGCUAUCUGGGGAUCUGCGGCCCAACGGGGGAGGAGUCCAGCAGUGUGUGACCAAAGCUUUAGCUGCACCUCUCUCAUCAGAUAGUAAGAUCCUUUUCUCCCAAAGAGGCCUGCAGUUUGCUGAGGAUUUUGGGACCACAGUGCAAAGUGUGCUGAGUAUCUACGAGGAACACCAGAAGCUUCUAAAUGAUCUUGGUGCAAAGAAGCGUGGAGCAGAGAACGGUGAUAGCGACGAUCCGGAGAAAAUAAGUAAAAUGGAUGAUGGAUCUGCAGCACCUAUGCAAGCUGUCCCGCCCACUAUGCCCCCUGUUCCUCCUCCUCCAGUGAUGGGUGGAGAUAUGAGUGGAUAUGGAAACUAUGGCAACUGGUAUCAGCAACAGCAGUAUGGAGGAUAUGGUGGCUACUCCAACCCCUGGAACCAGUACAGUCAGUACUACCCUCCCAGUUAGGGGCCAGACGGGUCUGUGUGAAGCAGUACUCCAUAAUGAUCACCUUUCAUACACACAUGGCAAGAUCUCACACUGAACACAUUUGCUAUGUCCAGAAGUAGAUGUUUAAUGGAAGUGUGAUGAUGCACAUGAGCUGAGUAACUUUUCUGACCACAGAUCCACUCAUCCCAGUGCUUUGAUGGACGGCUAAUUUCCAACAUUUAUUCACAUCCCGUGGUAAUAACUGUUCCAGCCUCGGUUUUGUACUUAGUGCUUCUUCUGAACUCUCAGAAAGAUUCAAACUGAAUUAUAUCUGCCUUUUAAACAGUGUCCCUCUGUGGAAUACAUCUUUGUGUAAUUUUUUCUCUAUAUUCUAAACAUUUUUCUAAGCUUUUAACUCGUCACAACUGUACACGUCCGCAUCAAGCCAUUGGAGCAGGAAGCUAGCUUGCAUUAAUUGUUUGUUUAAUCAUGUGUCAUAUAUGGACAACAGUGCAACAUAACACAGCUUGUACAACAGGGUUGUUACAGUGUCAUGGUUUCAUGGUUAGAUCUGAUGCUUAGCUCACCACUGAUUGUCCUUAUUCCAGUGGUUCAUCCCUUUUGUGCCUAUUUCGCAACCGACUGUCUCUGGACUCGCCCGAAAUCAUACUUACAGCAACCUCUGUUUCUCCAACUGCAUGAAAAACACUUUUUGUAAUCCGCUUCUGUGGUAAAAGCUGCCACUCCUAGCAUGUUUGUAACUUUAUCAUACAUGACAGCUAUCAAACUCGCAGGAGAACGUGACAUUGCCAACCAGAACUAAACCAAACAACUAUAUUUUUAUGGCCACUGUCUUUCAGCUUAUAACAGCAUAAAUACUGACCAUGUAAGAGAUUUUAUAAGAGAAAAAAUUCUCAAAAAAAAAUGUUUAAGAAAGAAGAAUUAGGGUAUUUGAUUUUUCUUUUGGUUUUUGUUAUAUGUGCAAGGUUGCACAGAGACUAAAAUAUUCUCUGCACAACUAAAUUUAAAAAAUCUUUUUGCUACUGGCUUGUGUUUUUAAAUGGUUGAUUAAUACCAUAAUUACGUAAAACUGUCUCUAAAAAUAUUGUCAUAGGUUUUAGACUAGAUUAUCAUACCAUGGAAAUUUCAAACUGUAACACCCCUAUUGUACACUCAAGCUUUACUUACUUAAAGGUGCUGCUUAUGUUUUUAUCAUGAGGUAAGAUUUGAUUAUGCCUUUUUUACAUAGCUGUCCAUGUUCUCUGUAUUGUUUCUGCAUUCAUGUCUCUGAUGUCAUGUCUCAAUGUAUUGUGUUGUUCAGAGAACAUCCUUAGCAUUUAUAAUUUAGAUACUUAAAUUUAGAAAAAAAGUCAUAUUUCCUUUAUCUUGAGUGGUGUGAGGUGAAAUGUUCAGAAUAUGAAAAGUGAUAGUGUUACAGGGAGAAGUCUAAUUAACAGAAAUAUAUUUACUGGACAUGCUCUGUGUAUAUGAGGUGCAGAUCAUAUAUUAUGUACAAAGCUUUGUUUUAUGUAAGUGAUUCUGUGUAAAUGCCUGGGAAACAUCUAAAGAAAAACUUUUUUUUGUUUGUUUUCGAUUUACAGUUAUUAAUUUUUUGCAGCUUUUUUUUUUAUUGCAACAGCCCUACUUCCUGUUUUCACCUUCCAUACCCAACAGGUAUCCUGGAGCUUUAUUAUAUAUAUUUCAUAAUGUUUACCUGCAUUUGUCCUUUUAUGCCAUCUUUUUUUCAUGAAUAAAGAAGAAAUUCUAUUUUAA